AAAAAAUAAUGGGGUUUGUUGUACUGAUAGGAAACCACCAUUUCAAAGGUGAAAGUGUCAUUUUACAGCCUCCCAGCUAUGCCUGACAGGAAGUGUGUGUUUGCUCUAAAUCCUAAUUUGGGUGUGUUCCUGUAGAAAUGUUGAACGCCUCCUAAGGGAAACAGAAACUCAAUCAUGCAGGAAACUAGAUACUGCAAAAACAGUUGUAGCUCAGCGUGGCUGUAAGUAACAGUGGUCUGGAGGCAAAAAGCCCUGUUGCUGGUUAGAGAGCAACCAGACAGUUCUCACCAUCCCGUCACUAUGAGAGUUCGAAGAUUGCCCUUGGACAUUCAGAUUUUGUAUUGUGCCAGACCUGACCAAGAGCCUUUUGUGAAGGUAUGUUGGAGCCCUGAGAGCACGGGCGAAACUUUCCUCUACACGUUUAGCCCAAAUUUCAAGGUCUUUAAGUGGAGUGGAGAAAACUCAUACUUUAUCAAUGGAGACAUAAGUUCUUUAGAACUUGGUGGUGGAGGGGGGCGAUUUGGUUUAUGGCUAGAUGCUGAUUUAUACCAUGGACGAAGCAACUCCUGCAGCACUUUCAAUAAUGAUAUUCUUUCCAAAAAAGAAGAUUUCAUAGUUCAGGACCUUGAAGUUUGGACAUUUGAGUAAAAUUCAGACUGCCUUAAAAUA
This is a messenger RNA of Hipposideros armiger (great roundleaf bat), 669 nucleotides long. RefSeq names its product nuclear receptor coactivator 7-like. The transcript is spliced from 4 exons. The record is from RefSeq and is a predicted model, not a curated record. Gene Ontology annotation, cellular component: nucleus. The coding region runs from base 301 to 648 and encodes 115 amino acids. Gene Ontology annotation, biological process: response to oxidative stress; regulation of transcription by RNA polymerase II. Lineage: Eukaryota; Metazoa; Chordata; Mammalia; Chiroptera; Hipposideridae.